This is a messenger RNA of Naumovozyma castellii, 1515 nucleotides long. RefSeq names its product Zn(2+) transporter ZRT3 (gene ZRT3). NCBI's taxonomy places the organism in Eukaryota, Fungi, Ascomycota, Saccharomycetes, Saccharomycetales, Saccharomycetaceae. The transcript has a single exon. The record is from RefSeq and is a predicted model, not a curated record. The coding region runs from base 1 to 1515 and encodes 504 amino acids.
AUGACAGUCAUGGCUACGGUUCCUAGAUGGCUAUUCUACUCCCUGAUAUCAUCGUUGUUAUGUAUCCUGGGCAGUCUUUGUGUUCCAUUGUUAUCCGUUCUGUUCAAGACGAAGCAACAUAGCAACUCCAAGUUGGUUAACUAUGGACUAUCCCUUAGUGCAGGAUCGAUGAUUACCACUUCAUUAUUCAAGAUGCUACCAGAAAUGGAUAAUGAUAAUAAGUAUACCGUUUUCUUUGGAUUUUUAGGUGGUAUUUGCACAAGUUUAUUUUUAAACUACGUCGUUCAUGCAUUCGCUAGUGAAUCUUUGAUCCAUUGUUCUCAUGAACAUACAGAUGAGAUCGCUUCCAGUUCGGACGAAUUGGAUCAUAAUCAUCAACAUACUCAUACCGUCAUCGACAAUGAUGCCACUUACAACGGCCAAUAUGUUCCAGGCACCAACAAUACCAAUGCUACGGAAAAUCAACCGUUACUUAGCCAUAAAGAUCUGGAAGAUCAAACCUCUCAUCACCAUCAUCAGACUUCACUUAUCGACCUAAUCUCAAAUAGAAACACAGAUGUCAUUGGAGAUUGCUGUGAUAAGCAUCUAUGCACUCCGCUGUUAAAAUCGGAAACAAUUCCUUGUGUCCCAACGGCUCUUCACUCUUCACUUAGUAUCAAAUCGACUAAUUCGAUUCUUAACGACAAUAAUAUAAUUCCAACAACGUCAAACCUCACAGCAAAUUCAAAUACGGGUGUUCGUUGCUUGGAAAACAAUAUUGGUUACGAUUUAGAAAAUCUAUCGUUGUAUCGUUCCAAAUUUAUGAUGGAUUCAGGAAUAAAGUCGCUUAAUCACCGCUCCAAUUCCGAUACAAUCACUGAUGAAGACGCAAACUCUGUCCAUUUCUUUGAACCUUCACCAUAUAGAUUAACAACAGACACUUCUCAUGGAAAUACUCACAGAGAAAGUGUAGCAUCCAAUUUCCAUCAUCAUCACCUGGAGACCCCCUUCUCCAAAUUGCUUUCCAUUGGUAUGCAAACAUGUCUGGUGUUAACUUUACAUAAAUUCCCAGAGGGGUUCAUCAUUUAUUAUACAAAUAAAUCGAAAUAUCCCUCCUCAUUGGGACUUUCCAUCUUCUUGAGUUUAACGAUUCAUAACUUUGUGGAAGGUUUUGCCAUGACUUUACCGUUUUAUACUGCUUUUAAGAGUAAAUGGAUUGCCAUUUUAAUUACAACGAUAUUAGGUGGUGGAUCUCAGCCCUUGGGUGCAUUGAUUGGUUAUUUAAUUUUCAAAAAUCAUACUUCUCCUACUGGUGAAGAGCCACAUUUAGAUCUACUAUUGAGUAUUACCGCAGGUUUCUUAUUAGUCAUUGGAUUACAAAUGUUUCAGACUGGUGUUGGGUUUAGUGACGGACAUCAUCACCAUGAAGGUGAGGACGAAGAAGUUAUCCAACAGAACCAUAGUUCCGGAACUACUUGUUUGAAAUGGUGCUGCACUGGUGCUAUGUUGAUCCUGGCUAGUAGUUUAUUUACUUGA